AUGCCAACCAAGCUAACAGAAGCAACUGGCGCUGAGCUGACCUAUCUCACACACCAUAGUGCAUUUCAGGAAUGUCUACAUAGAGAACUUAAGGCUAUCAGAGAACGGAAGAAUGGACUUGACAUGCACAAGAAGAUGCCGCAGUGUCUUACGGUAACAGAGAAGCCUGUAGGAUACUUUGCCAUUUCUAAGUCUAUCUUUGAGAAAAAGCUAGAGUCUUUGGUUGAUGUCCUUAUUGCUCUCAGCCGCGACCUCCGCACUGAUCAGGACGGGAAUGGCGGAAUGCAUAACCACUAUAAAGCCUUGAAAAGGACCAAAGAGCUGAUUUAG
Messenger RNA from Penicillium arizonense, 330 nucleotides. RefSeq lists its product as uncharacterized. The transcript is spliced from 2 exons. NCBI's taxonomy places the organism in Eukaryota, Fungi, Ascomycota, Eurotiomycetes, Eurotiales, Aspergillaceae. Bases 1 to 330 code for a protein of 109 amino acids. The record is from RefSeq and is a predicted model, not a curated record.